UCGCUUUCCCGUGAGGAAGUAGAAGAAGAAGAAGAAGAAGCUCCCUCACGGCCAUCUUUUGUUUGGUCGAAGCAGGAGCUCAUGGUCGAGAAGGAGGGGAAGGCCCGUCGGGCCGUCGUCCUAGCCCUGCUCAUCACCCUGUCGGUGAUUCUCAUCACAGCUCUUGUCUUCAUCAUGCCACCCACCUUGGCAGAUCCCACCAAGACCACAUCGGAUACCGUCCCCCUUGCAAAACGAGGAUCCACCUCUGGAGAAACUACCCAAGUGACGUUACACGAGACGACAGAUGGGGAUAGUAAAAGGCUACCAACAAAGAUCAAGCCCCUUCACUAUGAUCUGGCCAUAGAAAUCCCAAAAGAUCCGUAUUCGAGAACAUUCAAUGGCACAGUGGCCAUAACCUUCAAGUGCAUCGUGUCUACAUCCACGAUAGUAUUUCAUGCCACCCGGGACAUGACGUUUCGGGAGGCUAAGUUAACGGGCGCCCAGUUGCGUAACAUUACCACAAGUGGAUCGUUGGCUACUAUCUACAGCAGUGCCCCCUUGAAGGCCAACAGGACGUACGCAAUGAGAAUCAAUUUCACGAGUCCGUUCAGCGAUGGACGCGGUCUGUACAAGGAUGAGGGGCAAGCCACCAGAGCGUACGCGACGCUCUUUGAUCCAAUCGGAGCCCGCGAAGCGUUCCCGUGCUUCGACGAACCUCUAUUCAAAGCAACCUUCAACGUGACAGUCAUCCAUCCCAGUGCACUGAAUGCGAUCAGCAACAUGCCGAUACUAUCCAAGACAGAUGUACCAGAAGGCGUGGUUGCCACUGCAUUUCGGAGAACUCCACUUAUGUCCACACAUUCUGUAGCUUGGACUGUUUCUGAAAGCGUCAAUAGAACAAAAGACAGGGUGACGCUGUGGGCACCAAGAAGCGUCAUCGCUAACGCUCUUCCCCUCCUAGACGUUGCAGUGUGGGCCCUCAAUUUAUUAGAAGAUUUCUUGGGCGUGCACUACCCACUGCCGAAGCUCGAUUUGGCAUCUGUCUACAAGUACGAGCAGUUGGGCAUGGGCUACUGGGGCCUCAUCUUCUUCUCUCUCGAGAAUAUCUAUCAAGAUACAGCUACCACACGUAUCAAGAUUUUACGUCAAGUGUGUCGUCAGUGGUUAGGAGGCCUGGCAACGAUCCAAUGGUGGAACCAAGUGUGGCUUCAAGAGGCUUUCGUCUACUAUAUUGCGAGCAUAAUAUCCGAGACAAACGACCCAACGCAUCACUACCCGUACUCCGUCGUUGACGAAAUGUUCCAUUCGAGCAAUAUAAACCAAGCAGACAACGCUUCGGAGGAACAGCUCCGCUUUUCUCUAGACAAAAGGGCUCAGUACGUGGUACGAAUGAUGCACUUCCUUCUGGGACACGCAGACUUCAGAGCUGGACUGAGCAAUGUCAUCCGAAAGUACUCCUGGAAGACCAUGGACCAAGAGCUCUUUCUCAGAGCCCUGUCACAAACGCAGAAAACGAAACCAAAGAUCGACCUCCGGGAACAUAUGGUCUCCUGGCUCAAGACUACCCGGACAUACCCGGAAGUGACGUUUCGCAGGAAUUACAGGAACGGUACAGUGACACUCAACGUGAGACAGCCUGACAACAAGACGGAAAGCCUGCAUGUUCCGAUCAUGAUCCAGGGUAACAAGGCGCAGGACAUCUUGAGACCUAACAAGCUGAACGUAACGUGGCUUACAGAAGCCAAAGGUGAGAUGAAGGAUAGCGCGGACAAAGAAACAGCUGUUAUAGUUGCAAGUGGAGGUUACUAUCGGCUAAAUUAUGACAGCAGGAACUGGGCCCUGGUCUCCCGAGCCGCUAAUUCCACAGACACGGUAACCAAGAUGAAGCUACUGCACGAUGUGGAUCACUUUUUCAGGAAGAAUGAGACCACGAUGGAAAGCGUUCUGUGGACGUGGCUCCUCUUACAGAACCAAUCGGAUCACUCCCUCUGGUCACGUGAACAACAUGUUUUCGGCGAUCACGACGACUACAUGAUCCGCUUCAAGGACUUCCGUGCCUAUAAUGCCAAGGUCCUAGACAUAGUGGAUGACGUGGCCAAGACUUUAACUUACGAGUUGCCUUACAUCGGAGAAUAUGGGUCGGAGCCUCUCAUUUGGCUCCUUCGUCUCGUCUGCCUUAUGGGACACGGCAUGUGUGUGGACCCAGCGCUGAGGCUCUGGAGGCAAGGAUCCAAGAUUGCACAUGGAAUCAAGGAUCUUAAAAUGUGGCUCUUGGAGCAAGGUGGGCUAUAUUACGGUGAAGUUGUCCCCUGCUUAGCUAUACGUCACAGCGUUCCGGGUGCAUGGGAGACGGUCUACGCGUGGAUGCGGGACAGUGACACGUGGACAGCGAUUGGCGCUCUUUCCUGUUCCGACAAGUAUACGCUCAUCAAGAGCGCCAUCAAAGAAGCUCUCGGGAAAGAACAGAUAUCUCUGGCGGAUAUCGCUCGGCCACGCGAACCAUUCCGACGAGCUUUCGUCGAUGCAUUCCUCCAACUAGGUCCAGCACAUAACAUGAGCCAAAGCGAUGUGCAACGCUUCAGGGACGCCGUCCACAAUAUGAUAGACACUCAAGAGCAACUUCAAAAGGUCCACGAGCAAAGCACCGCUCUUGGCCUACCCAAGAGCAACGACGAAUGCGUCAGAAGCAGGCUAGAGCGCAUGCGCAGAGACGAGGCCGGUGUGCGCCGCUGGUUACGUGGUCAACUGCCAGUGGUGUAAAAUAAAUGUCACGCAGUGGCUUCUUUGGAUUCA
This is a messenger RNA of Ornithodoros turicata, 2775 nucleotides long. RefSeq names its product thyrotropin-releasing hormone-degrading ectoenzyme-like. NCBI's taxonomy places the organism in Eukaryota, Metazoa, Arthropoda, Arachnida, Ixodida, Argasidae. The transcript is spliced from 22 exons. Gene Ontology annotation, cellular component: cytoplasm. The record is from RefSeq and is a predicted model, not a curated record. Gene Ontology annotation, biological process: peptide catabolic process; proteolysis. Bases 82 to 2742 code for a protein of 886 amino acids. Gene Ontology annotation, molecular function: zinc ion binding; metalloaminopeptidase activity; peptide binding.